Molecule: messenger RNA, 3220 nt
Organism: Gymnodraco acuticeps
Lineage: Eukaryota; Metazoa; Chordata; Actinopteri; Perciformes; Bathydraconidae
Gene: cotl1
Product: coactosin-like F-actin binding protein 1
Exons: 4
Coding region: 355-783 (142 amino acids)
Biological process (GO): regulation of actin filament polymerization
Cellular component (GO): plasma membrane; actin filament; site of polarized growth
Molecular function (GO): actin filament binding
Source: RefSeq, a predicted model, not a curated record
UGGUGUCUGCCUUCACAGCGGGCCUCGUUCCUCUGACCAUUCGCAGGAGAAGGUGAAUCCAGCCUCUGUUUGUCUGCUGCCAACCUGAUCGUCGAGCAUCACCAACGCCCACAAAGUAGCACUCUCCAGGAACUAAAGCUCGCUGCUAGAAGCCCCGCUGCCCCUCCGCACCCCCCGCCGGCUCCGUUGUUCAGUGCAGUGGUCGUGAUUUGGACCGGAGCCUUUAUAACCGUUAUCAGCUUUAGUCCUCUCAUGUAUCACAUGUACUGUACAAGUUAGCGACUUCUUAUCACUGUGCGGCUAGUCUCCCUCUUUGGACUGAUUCACUGCGACUGUUUGACUUCUACACGAAAAAUGGCAACCCAGAUCGAUAAAGAGGCUUGCAGAGAGGCUUACAACCAGGUCCGAGACGAUAACACGGACACCAACUGGGCUGUGUUUAAAUAUGAGGGCUCCAUGAUCCUGCCUGGAGGAACAGGGGCGGACUAUGAGGACUUCAAGGGCUUGUGCACAGAUGACGCUCGUCUGUUCGCCUUCGUCCGCAUCACGAUGGGAGACGCCAUGAGCAAACGGGCCAAGUUCACCCUCAUCACCUGGAUCGGGGAGAACAUCAGUGGGCUGCAGCGGGCCAAGGUCAGCACCGACAAGGCGCUGGUCAAAGAAAUCGUGCAGAACUUUGCCAAGGAGUUCAUGUUCAGUGACCCCCGGGAGCUGGAUGCUGACAACAUCCGCUCAGAGCUGAAGAAGGCUGGGGGGGCCAACUAUGACGCUCAGGCCGAGUAGAGAAGUGCCAUGUCCACUGGAGGGGUUGGGUGGGGGGUCCGUUGUGGUCAGGGUAGGGUGUGGUGGAAAAAGUGGGGCGGGGGGGGUUGGGACAAGGCUUCUACCUCUUGGGGAGAGAGCAAGGCAGGAUGAGGGGGGGGGCUUGACAAAGGGAAUGCACGCACAAACGAUCAGAGGUGCAGCAGUCAGUGGAACCAGUCACUCUAAUGCUGACUCAUAGCAACUCUCUAGAAAACUUCCAUUAUAUUUUCUUCACUAGUUCUACGUGUCCUCUCAACAGCAGCCUUAGAACAGAUGAGAACCAUCAGGUUACUGUAGUUACAGAGUGUAUCGGUACAGAUGCUGUUGGUGCACCUCUGAACAUCUGCAUAAGGGCGUUUAUAUACUUUGAACAGUGUGAGCUGCACUGCUCACCUACUUGUACACACAAAUAGAAAAAAGUACAUCCACAUCUAAGGACAGAUAAGGAGCACAUUGAAAUAUCUUCCUUGAGAACCUCACAUGUUGCCAACAUAAAGAAACGUUAACAUGGUUUCACUUAAGGACAUUACUGUAAUAACCCCAGAUAUAGAUGAAAAGAUUGACAGGACUUUUUGUCUUUAUGAUAAAUGGUUAGCAGCUGAUUAGCUUAGCACACAGAAAGGGAAAAGCUAGCCUGGCUCUGUCCAGAGGAACUACAUCUGCCUACCGCCACCUCUAGCGGUACCAAUCUCAUUUCAUGUCUUUUUUGUUUAAUCUUUACUAAAACUACAGUGUACAAAUGAAAACCUGAAGUCACUGUUCCUGACUUAGAAAUAGUCCUGCAUGUUACCCACUGGUAAAUGGCACAUUUACAGUUUUAUAACUGUUUUUUGUACCAUUUGAACAAAUGAGAUACACUGUAUUAAUAAAUUAACUUUAGAGGUGUUGGUGUAUGUCAUAACCAGGCUAACUCUUUCCCCCUAUUUUCAGUCUGUGUGCUAAUCCAAGCUAAUCAGCUGAAGCUUCACAUUGAACGGACAGAUAUGAGAGAGGUAUCAACCUGAUCAUCUGCCCUCAAGGAACAACAAGCUAGCCAUUUUCCCAAAAUGUCCAACUGUUCCUUUUAGGAUCUUAUCUAAAACGAUAUGCUAAAGGCAGCAUUCACUGGAGUUAAAAUCAGUAUAUAAGCGCUCUUAAAGAUCACAACCUGCCUCCCCCUCCCCCCGCCCUCUCCCCGGUGGUGUUUUACUGUGCCGUGCGUAACAUCUCAAACUCAUCCUCACCUCAGCCGGCUGCAGCUGAGCAAUACGAGGCUUCAGCACUGUUCGCUAGGAAUCAUCUCACGUAAUGAGGAUGAAGGGUUUCACUUUGAAAUGGCAUGUGGUGGUGAUGGAUCAUGUUGUUAAAAUUGGAAAGGAUAGAGGUGUCAUUUUGAAAGAAAACUCUUAACUGGCAGGCAUGUGUUUGCCACCAGAGCAUGCUCUUAGUCAUGAUACACUGUACCUCCAGGAGGAAGAGAUCUCCACUGGCUCACAUCCUUGGUGAUGGCUGCUGGCUCGCUUUGCGUAAUCUUGAGUCACAUUUAGCCUCCUCUUCAUUCUCAGCAGCUGUGUUUGGAUUACAGCUUCCAUCUGGUCCUGAGUCAGCUUGUAAUUCAGCCUGUCUGCACACCUGUGCUGUGAACUCCUCCUUUAAAAGUCCAAAUGUGUCUUUUUGUAAGUGUGAUCAUAUAUGGACCUUAUUUUGAUGUACUUCCUUAUUCCAGGUUUUGUUGGAUAUGAUCGAUGUUAGCAGUUCCUAGGGCUGGGGCAGAGUUUGUAGAAGAGUACAGGGCAAAGGGUAAGACUCUUGGAGGCUUCCUGCCUGUAGAUAUUAUGCCAUAGAAAUACAGAGAGCAACUUUUAUAUCGACCCGUCAGCAGCACUUGUAGUCAAGUAUUGAAUGUUUUCCAACAUAUCAAAGGAUUGUGAGGAUGGAGAUCUUUUCCUCUGGUGUUUCAUCUCACAUUGACCACUAAAGGUGUCCAUGCCUAUUGUAACCUUCUGUGUUUGGCUGCCUUAGCCUCCCAGGGAGAGAGGGGCAUUAUGGGAGCUUUUUAACUCACACUGUGAUUGGCUACCGUCCUUACAUAGUGGGUGGGACUCUGAUCUGCUCAUGGCUCAUUACAACGUGGGCCUGGGUUCAUCACCCCCCCCCCCCCCCCCCCCCCCCCAGGAGGAGUGUAGCAUCUCUGUUUAUUUGGUUUCACCUCUCUUCCCCCCUGCAAACAAAUUUGAUGUUUUUCUUGUACCUUUUAUGUUUUUGAGAUGAAUUUUUAUUUUCUAUGAAGAGUUUUACCUUAUGAUUUUAUUUUUAAGAGCAUUGUUAUCUUGGUCAUUGGCAAAAGAGAUUUUCAAAGAAAUAAUGCAAAAAAAAAAGAAAGAAAGUGGGCACAAGAUCAGUCAUUUCAAAAUAAAAAUUGAUGUUUUUUCCAAAA